Messenger RNA from Marchantia polymorpha subsp. ruderalis, 1357 nucleotides. The record is from the annotation of a GenBank genome assembly. Lineage: Eukaryota; Viridiplantae; Streptophyta; Marchantiopsida; Marchantiales; Marchantiaceae.
UCGGGAACUUUCGUUCGCGUAUUUCAGUCUCCAUCUCUACCAUGUACUGUACAGAAUUCGGACUUUGGCGCAAGUGGAUUAAAGUGCACGAAAUUGAGGCGGAGGGCAAGAGAGCACAACAUUACAGAAAUAGGUGACGACGGUUGUACAAAGACAUCAAUAUGUUGGCGCGUACUUAAGGUUAAGGACGCACUCUUCAGUGUAUCGUGCCGUCCUCUCGCUCGGUAUAAAUCACCGCGCAGUCAUCGUGGAGGCAUUGGGCGGGCAGAUCGAGUCUCGAGGAGCUGAAGAGUACUUUCGUCCGUGAGAGAGGGAGAGAAGUACGCAGCGAUGGCGAGGCCUGGUUGUUGUUUGAUUCUGACCAUUCUGGUGCUUCAGCUGUCGAGCUCGUUCACGGAAGGAGCGAAACUGCGGAUCUUGGCUUUUCAUCCCUACCUAUCGACUGCUGAGGCCACGUGCGCCUCGAUUCGGACGUGGAACUCUGCCAUUCUCAACCUCGCGGAAUUUAAUUGUUUGACAGCCCCGUUCACUGAACAAGGCGGGAGGAGCUGGUUCUUGUAUCCAAAUAACCCCAACAGGAUCGAGGAAAGUAUAGCAUAUGUUAUUGACUACAUGCACAAGACUGGACCUUACGAUGGAGUGUACGGCUUUUCACAGGGAGCUAUGAUGGCUGCCUACAUUGUUGCAGGGCAAGAAAAGAACAUGGUCUUCGCUGGCAAAUCAUUUUCGGGCCUUCCUCGUCUGCGCUUUGCAAUUUUACACGAGGGAGGGCGGUUAGAGGGCGUUAUCGAUGAGGUGUAUAGUACUCCCGUCAAGGUUAAAACACUCCAUUCGAUCGGUAAAAAGGAUGCACGCCGUUGGCUAGAAGAGGAAUGGCCUCAGUAUUUUGUAAAUCCGACAGUCGUGCGGUCUGAAAUGGAGCACACGUUCUUGACCAACCAAAACAUGGAUGCAGAACUUGUAUCAACUAUGGUGAACUUCCUUAAGAAUUCUUGAGCAUGAGCGGUAUCGGGAGCAAGAGGAUCGAUUUUCCAUCGACCAUGAAAUGAAGUUCCGGUUUGUAUAUGUCGACCAGCGAAAGAUGUAAUGAAACUUGUCAUAUGGACAAUAAGAACACGCCAGCUCUCCUGAUUCUCACGUUCUGAUAAUGAAAAUCAGUUGGCGGGGUAGGACAUAAAUUGGCGCGUUACGGGAUUCGAAGGGGGAAAGGCGAUACGUAGAGCAAAAAUACAGCUUUCACCUUCUGAUCUCUGCAUAUAAGAGACUUACUGAGCUUUCGACGGCUUUUGUUGCGUCCCAAAUGAAGAAUAUAUGCUUUAAGCUUGUAAAUCAAAGACCUCGUCUAAGAAGCUGUUGG